Messenger RNA from Aphis gossypii (cotton aphid), 1254 nucleotides. RefSeq lists its product as uncharacterized. The record is from RefSeq and is a predicted model, not a curated record. The transcript is spliced from 2 exons. NCBI's taxonomy places the organism in Eukaryota, Metazoa, Arthropoda, Insecta, Hemiptera, Aphididae. Bases 166 to 867 code for a protein of 233 amino acids.
CUAGGUUCACAUGGACGCGCGUACACGCGCGUUAGCCCGCCGCAAAACGCGCGUAUGACCGUUCAGAUAGCUGCGUUUUACGCGCGUUGAAUAAAGCAGUGUAAGUAAUAAAUAAUAGAUAUCAAAGUAAAUAAUAUUUUAGUACAGUUCAGACAUCCAUCGAGAAUGGACGUAGUAGAUGCUGUGUGUUUAUGGGUUGUCCACCGAAGGAUAAGAAGACAAAGACAAAAAAGGGAAAGAAAAUAUUGGGUUCAUCCAAUUUUAAAAACAAGACUUUCUUUUAGUCUUUAUAUUACCUUAUAUCCAAAACUUCGAGAACACGAUGACAAAUUUUUUAAUUAUUUUAGAAUGUCUAUUAAAUCAUUUGAUGAUCUAUUAGACAUAAUUAAAGAUGAUCUAGAAGCUGAUGAAAAUGCAAUAAGAUAUUGCAUAUCACCAAACGAAAAACUUAUCGUCACUUUAAGAUACUUGUCAACAGGUUGCUCAAUAACCGAUUUACACUAUAAUUACAAAAUUGGAAUAUCUACUUUGAGUGGCAUAAUACGUCAAGUAUGCCAAAUUCUAUGGAUGAAAUUAAAGAAUAUUGUAAUGAAUGAACCUUGUAAACAGACAUGGUUAGAUAUUUCAACCGAAUUCGAAAAACGUGCAUAUUUCCCGAACUGUAUAGGAGCGUUGGACGGUAAACAUGUACGAAUUACUCAACCACCAGAUUCAGGUUCAAUCUAUUAUAAUUAUAAACAUUUUUUUUCUUUGGUUUUGAUGGCAUUGUGUGAUUCAAACUAUUGUUUUAUAUGGGUCGAUAUUGGAGGUUAUGGUAAAGACAGCGAUUCAGGGUUAUAUAAAAAUCUACGUUGUAUAAAAAAUUGACUGAAAAAAAAUUAGAUAUUCCCGAUCCCAAAUCUCUAACAGAUAAUGAUGGUAUAAAAGUUCCAUACGUCAUUGUAGCUGACGAAGCAUUUGGUAUGACAGAAAAUUUAAUGAGACCUUAUGGUGGUAAAACUUUAUCCUACGAAAAAAAAAUUUUUAAUUAUCGGUUAACUUUGGCCCGUCGAUUUGUAGAAUGCACAUUUGGCAUUAUGUGUAGUAAAUGGCGAACCACUAGAUGUUAAGAUCGAGUUUGCAGAAAAUAUUGUUAAAGCUAUAUGUGUCUUACAUAACUAUGUCAGAGUGAGAGACGGUUUCAAAUAUGAAGAUACGCUUUAUGAAGCACCAUUAUCAAAUCUUAAUCCAACCUAGUAUACUGGUCGUAAUGUA